This is a messenger RNA of Knipowitschia caucasica, 378 nucleotides long. NCBI's taxonomy places the organism in Eukaryota, Metazoa, Chordata, Actinopteri, Gobiiformes, Gobiidae. The record is from the annotation of a GenBank genome assembly.
AUGUUUCAGCGCCGGGACGUGAUUGGACGCCGGGACGUGAUUGGGCGCCGGGACGUGAUUGGACGCCGGGACGUGAUUGGACGCCGGGACGAGAUUGAACGCCGGGACGUGAUUGGACGCCGGGACGUGGUCUUUGUUCCCCUCCUCACCCCUCCUCACCCCUUCUCACCCCUCCUCCCCUCCUCAUCUGCUCCUCUCAGACUCAGACUCGGGAGCAGCGUCCUGGGAGAGCUGAGGCCUGACCCGAGCACAGCGAGCCGGUUAACCUCCCCGACCGGAGAAGACCCUCUCUCUGGUUCUGCAGACGCCAACGAGGGCCAUCCGCAGCCUGUCUGUCCUCACCCGUCUGCCCUUACCCGUCUGACCUCACCCGUCUGA